Colletotrichum karsti is the source of this 936-nucleotide messenger RNA. Its product is annotated as SPFH domain/Band 7 family protein. The transcript is spliced from 3 exons. Gene Ontology annotation, cellular component: mitochondrion; membrane. The record is from RefSeq and is a predicted model, not a curated record. Gene Ontology annotation, biological process: mitochondrion organization. The coding region runs from base 1 to 936 and encodes 311 amino acids. NCBI's taxonomy places the organism in Eukaryota, Fungi, Ascomycota, Sordariomycetes, Glomerellales, Glomerellaceae.
AUGUCUGGAGGAAGGAACCCCAUGGAGGAGGCGUACGAGCGCCUGAGGCAGGUAGCCCAGCAGCAGCAGAAGCGAGGAGGCUUCGGCGGCGGCGGCAUGCCUGGUGGUCCCCGUGGCCUCGGAAUGGGAUUGGGAGGCCUUGUUCUACUCGGUGGUGCUGCGAUUCUCGCACAGAAUGCCCUGUUCAACGUCGAUGGUGGUCACAGAGCGAUCAAGUACCGGAGGUUAAGUGGUGUGAGCAAGGAGAUUUACAGCGAAGGAACACACUUGAUUGUCCCUUGGUUCGAGACCCCCAUCACCUACGAUGUCCGCGCGAAGCCGAGAAACGUCGCCUCCCUCACCGGAACGAAGGAUCUGCAGAUGGUCAACAUUACCUGCCGUGUUCUCUCGAGACCGGACAUCAAGGCUUUGCCCCAGAUCUACCGCACGCUCGGUACCGACUACGACGAGAGAGUCUUGCCCUCGAUUGUCAACGAGGUUCUGAAGAGCGUCGUUGCUCAGUUUAAUGCCAGCCAGCUCAUUACCCAGAGAGAGAUGGUUGCGAAGUUGGUCCGCGAGAACCUCUCCCGGAGAGCUGCGCGGUUCAACAUCCUCCUAGACGAUGUGUCUCUGACGCACCUCGCCUUUUCUCCCGAAUUCACCGCCGCCGUGGAAGCGAAGCAAGUCGCCCAGCAAGAGGCUCAGCGCGCAGCCUUCGUCGUAGACAAGGCUCGCCAAGAGAAGCAGGCCAUGGUCGUCAAGGCCCAGGGUGAGGCUCGUUCUGCGGAACUGAUUGGAGAGGCCAUCAAAAAGAACAAGGCCUAUGUCGAGCUGAAGAAGAUCGAGAACGCCCGGGCCAUUGCUCAGCAGCUUCAGGAGGCGGGCAGCAAGAAUAGGCUGUUGCUCGACUCGGAGGGCCUGGGUCUGAACGUAUUCGAGAACGGCGAGAAGAAGUAA